Molecule: messenger RNA, 354 nt
Organism: Rotaria sordida
Lineage: Eukaryota; Metazoa; Rotifera; Eurotatoria; Philodinida; Philodinidae
Source: the annotation of a GenBank genome assembly
AUGCUGGAACGAGAAAAAAUAAAAUACUCAUGUCAAAAUUCUCUCUUACAAAAUAUAAAAUAUCAAUUAAAGAAAUUUCAUGAAACUGGUACAACACCUUUACGUCGAUCAGGCUCCAGUCGUCCACCAACUGCAUCAUCAAAACAAGUGUCAAAUAAAUUGAAACGAUUAGUUUUAAAUAAAAGAAGACGUUCAAUUCGAAAUGUUGCACCAAUGUUCAACUCCAAAAAUGAUAUUAUUUGGUCCACCAGUCGACAAGAUGCUGAUAAACAUGGUGGUUAUUUCGGUCGUGAAAAAUUUUCUCCUGGUAUUAUGCUUUGGGGUGCCAUAAGUUGGAAUGGUUUAAUUCCAUGA